CAGAUACUAUCAAGAGCGAAGCCAGCUGCUUCUGAAGGAGUGAGAAAGUCCGCAUCAGACAAAAGAACACCAAAAUUAGAGGAAUUUUUGGAGAAGCGCGAUUACACCGGCGCUUUGACGCUUUUGGAGUACAACAAUGCCUCAGAAACUACUGUAAAUUCCGAAUUAUGGAUGGGCUACUGCGCUUUUCACUUAGGAGACUACAAACGUGCGUCAAAAAUUUACGAGAAUUUAAGAAGGAAAGAUCAAGCACCGGCGGAUACGUCGACGAACUUAGCAUGUUGUUAUUUCUAUCUUGGCAUGUACCCUGAGUCUCAACAAAUUCUGGAAGAUGCUCCACACAGUAAAUUGAAGAACAGACUGUUGUUUCACUUAGCGCACAAGAUGGGGAAUGAAGCAAAAUUGAUGGAAUACCAUCAUACGUUGGAGGAUAUGAUCGAAGAUCAACUUAGUUUGGCUUCUAUUCAUUACUUACGGGCUCAUUAUCAAGAGGCUAUCGAUGUUUAUAAAAAGAUCCUACUGGAGAACAGGGACUUUGAUAGCGACGAUUCGAGUAUAUAUAGCAUUAACGAAAAUCUAGGCGAUAAAAGUUCCGAUGUGCAUUUGAUCAGAGAGUUAAAAAGUUCCAGAGAUUACUUCGCGCUAAAUGUAUACGUUGCCUUGUGCUACUACAAAUUGGAUUACUAUGAUGUGGCGCAAGAAGUUCUUCAGGUUUAUCUACAGAAGUAUCCUGAUAGUGCGAUCGCCAUAAACUUAAAAGCCUGCAAUCAUUUCCGCCUGUACAAUGGUAACGCCGCACAAAAUGAGAUGAAGCAGCUGAUAGAUAAGAUGUCCAACUCUCUCAGCUUCAGUCACGAUCUCAUACGUCACAACACAGUCGUAUUUAAGGGCGGAGAAGGUGCGUUGCAAAUUUUGCCGAAUUUAGUGGACGUUAUACCGGAAGCCAGACUGAAUCUGGUAAUUUAUUACUUGAGACAAGACAACGUGCAAGAAGCGUUCGAAUUAAUCAAAGAUCUUGAACCGGCUGUCCCACAGGAGUACAUCUUGAAAGGGAUAGUCAACGCGGUAAUGGGGCAGGAAACGAAUUCCCGCGAUAACGUAAAAACGGCGCAACAAUACUUUCAAUUAGUGGGUUCUUCGGCGUCAGAAUGCGAUACCAUACCUGGCAGACAAUGCAUGGCCUCCUGUUUCUUCCUCUAUCGUCAGUUCGAGGAAGUCCUGGUGUAUUUGAAUUCGAUAAAAACUUACUUCUCCAACGAAGACAACUUCAACUUCAAUUACGCUCAGGCACAAGCCGCGGCGGGUUAUUUCAAAGAGGCGGAAGAGGCGUUUUCAAACAUAAGAAAUGAGAAAUACAAGAAUGAUUACAUUUACAUCAGCCUAUUGGCGCACUGCUACAUAAUGAACAAGAAACCUCAGUUAGCCUGGGACUUGUAUCUAAAAAUGGACACGACGACGGAGUCGUUUAAUUUGCUCCAAUUGAUCGCGAAUGAUUGUUACAAAGUCGGUGAAUUUUGGUAUGCGGCAAAAGCGUUCGACAUGCUGGAACGAAUGGAUCCAAGUCCAGAAAAUUGGGAAGGGAAACGUGGUGCUUGUUGCGGCACUUUUCAAUAUAUCGUAGCUGAAAGGCAAUCAAAAGAGCUCUUACCUGAGGUCGUACAGCUUUUGAAGAAUACCUCGAACUCACAAGUGGAACAGAUCAUUCGAGUGAUGCGUAAAUGGGGUAAAGAUAACAGAAUUAAUUGUUGAUGAUAGGAAUCGAGUGGACAGUGACUGAUCGUUAUCGUUAAGCCUGAAACGUUAAGCACGUAUCUGAAACACGUUGAACAGCUAUGGAAUGUUAAUGCAUCUUGUCAUAUGCCUGUGUAAAUUAUGUAUAUGCUAAUUCAAGACCACAGGCAAAAGAUACAGUAAAUUAUAUUUUUGCUUUUCACACAAGAGCAAUCUUAGGAUUCAAUAUCAAUCAAUUACACAUUACCAAAACUGCCUUUCUAGUAAAUUUGUUUGUGGGGUUCUUUUGGAAAAUAUUUGCCAAAAGACUAUCGAUACAUCAGUUCUGAAGAGAAAUUCCUUUUCAACUUUAUAGCUUCGUCUUCGAUGGCUAUUUGCAUCUUUGUACUGAAUACGUUUUUUUCUUUUUUUAAGUAUGUUAUAUCAAGGUAAAUCGUUUUAAAUAAAAAUCAAGAAGAAAAAUUUUUACAACAAAAUUGUGCUUAUCAAGCCUUCCCCCUGUGGUCUUUAAUUAUGAUAAAAGUAUUUUAUAUACCUGAAAUAUUUGUGCAGAGUAUCUUUUCAAUGAGUCCACGGUGUUGAUGAUUUAAUAUAAAAUAGAUAUAUUUAAACUGUGAUACACUCAUUUUAUAAUAUAAUAAUAAUAAUAAUAAUAAUAAUAAUAAUAAUAAUAAUAAUAAUCAUUGUAAUAGUAAUAAUAAUAAUAGUUAAUUUUAACAAACACAAUCGGUGAAUCGUAAAAACACCAUAGUUGAUGGCAUACACCACAUACGCAUACUUGCACAUCUCCGAUCAAAGAUUCGACAUUCUUCGGAACGGAAUACGUUUUUUAGAGAGUCACGGAGAAUCCAACAAUAUCUUUGAUUCCUUACGUGGUUUUCUAUGAAACGAUUCCGAUGGAAUGGCUGCUGAAGUUCAGCAAAAGAAACGAAAAAGAACACCCAUGUCCCAACGUUAUGGGCGUUUCGAAGAUAUUGAGCAGAUAAGAAAAUGCAAGGAAACUCUUGAACGAUACCUUUUCAAAGUAUAAAUACCUUUAAUUAUAUAAUAAAUCAUUUCAAACGCGUAUAUCACCUGAUGAUAAUCUACGUCUUUAAGUGUAAGCCGUGUCUGUCAUUUAAAUUCUCAUACUACUUAGAGAACUACGUAUUUAUUAAAUCGAUCUUAUUCUUUCUAUCGAAAUAUUUAGGCUUGAUGCAGACGAGAUAUGCUCGAAAUCGAAAUCGUAAGCUAAAAUAAUUAAUUUUUUAAUACAUUUUGACAUAUUAGAAACAAAUCAAAGUACAGAAAAUUAAUUAUUUUAGUCUGUAUUAAUAGUAAUGAAUUUUAGUAGUAUAGAAGGUAAUAAUUCACUAGUGUUUAAUGAGUUUAAAGCUCGUAUAUUGCUAUUUGAAUUACAUAAAUUCAUCUAAAAUCAUGUAAGAAAUCUAUAAACUAAUGAGACAAUUUUUGUAAAAUCAUCGAAUUAAAUUUAAAGAUUUCCAUUCACUAUUUGCGAUUUUGCAGCAGCGUGUGGAUUCAACAGGAUUAUGUUUUUAAUGCAAUGCGUACGGACCUACUAUCGAAAAUACAAACAUUAUUUUUAUUAUUAUUAGAACUGUACCAAAUGUUAGGGGUAAAUUUCUAAAAAAUAUUAGCCUGGAAUAAAUUUCUAAAAAAUAUUGUUCUGGAAUAAAUUUCUACAAAAAUAUUGCACCGUAUAAAUUCGACUACUAUGAAUAAGAGGCAGACACUUCUAAAUAUUCCUAAGAUAUUGCUGAAAUUUUGUAAUAACGGACACGAUCCAACAGAACUGAGAACGUAGAUUAUCGAAAGGUGAGCUAACCACAAGAAUGAUAGAAAACUCUCAACUUAUGUCCCGUGGUUUCUAGAAGGCGGUAAAAAGAGUGUUCCUUCUUCACAACGGUUCGAAGUUCCCAUGUCAUAUUUUAUACGACACGUUCAGAAAAAUGUAGAGAAGGAGUGCCCGACAUGAAAUCGUCGCUACGUAUCCCAUAUAAAAAUAGCACCAGAAAAAUUGGUUUCCGCGGUGCCUUUCGACGGCACGCGACAAUCGUAAUUUAUCAUUUUCAAUGAUUCGUGACCGAUUGACACGAAUCUCUAUACACGGCACUCGUUCUCCGGGCUCGUUCUCAUGCGACUCUGUUUAUUUUUCGUUACGAGACAUGGCUAAUAUAGUCAACCGGAUAAAAUAGUCUUGCGUGUCCACACACAGCAAUCGAUUAUUACGUGUUUCUUUAACAUUCUUAGACAAUGAAAAAAGAAAAAAAAAAAAGGAGGAAGGAAAAGGACAUCACGGUUCCUCAAUUUCCCAUACAUACAACAACGAUGAUAUCUGUGUUUCCGUCGAUAUUACGCUAAAAACGUAGCUUACUUUCCACUAUGCUAGAUGUGUAUGUUAAUACAGUUAAUGAUAGAGCGGGAAAAAAUCGUGUUCUCCUCACGCCAGCUUCCUUCUCUCGUUCUCCUUUCUCCCUAUUUUUAUACGACAAUCAUACAGAGGUAUGGAUCUACCUUUCACGCGAUCCUCACUUACUCUCUCUUCUCUUAUCUACGCUGUUUUUAUUUUCUUUAAAAGAUUCUAAGAUUUUGUGCUCCCACUUUCUCACGCCUUCAUACAACGUACGAGGAAAGUAUCCUUUUGUUCUUUUUUUUUUGCGUUUUUUUUUCAUAUUUCUUUUUCUUCUUUUUUUUUUCUUUUUGGCAAUCUGCUAACGGCCGAAUGAAAGACCGUCGCAUGGGCGGCGUAAUCUACCGUAUAAUGUUAACGUUAAAACUCGCUGCGCGCAAUAGCAACGACUAUGUGAAACAGGUUCUCUACGGAUAAUGCAACAUCCUGAUGCCUCCCAUUUGCGGUACAGUAAUUCAUUGGAUUCUAGAGUCCGAAGUGGUGAGAAACACUUAGAAACUUAUCGUCGAAAUCAUCGACCUACGAACAAGAGACUCCGCACACCGAUUGGUACAAAUUCAUCUCAGACUCUUCUAUUCUAUUCAUAUGAGCUUGUACCAAUGGGUAUUUCAAUUCCUAAAGUAUCUAAAUUCGAAAUUUCAAACGCUUAACUUUCGCUUAGCCCUUUGCAGUCGUUUACAGAUUGAGCUUGUACAUUGAUUCACGGUUUUUAAAAACUAGAUGUUCGUCGCAUUUGUCGCUUUACUUAUAUUCCUAGAUGAAACGUAACCACUAGACUGUAGAUAUUUACCGCAGAUUUCUUGAUUUUGCGAAUCACGAUUGGAGAAACGAGCAGAGAGGCUCGUCUCACGUGACAAGUAUCGACACGUUGACCGCUAAUGACGCCACGCUGGUGUCACUGGUAGUUCUCAGUUUUCGCGUUGACGAGUUCCGAGGAAGAAAUUUUAGUCGCAAUGGAAGCCUUUCGAUAUUCUGUGUAUCUCUACAGACUAUGAACAUGCAUUCCGAACAUUUUUAAAUUCCAAAUUCCGUAUAUCAUCGAAUAUCUCAUAAAUGUAUAAAUAUCUGUAGUCCAGAGAUUACUGAACUGCAAAGAGUUAAUUAUUCUAAUCGUACUACAGAGCUUUCAAAAAGACUUUCAUUUGGCGGGAGGUUUCACCGUCCCCUAAGCAGCCUCUAACUUACAGAGUAGAAGAACGAGCUUCUUUAAAAUGGGAGUGACAACCUCCACGAAGAAAGGUUCAUCCUUCACGAUCCAAGUACUGUACGGAUGUUGCAUAUGCUCGUCAAGACAUUUCGUCGUCGCGUAGACACAUGAAUGAACACGCGUACAACCUCUCUAUGCGACGUGGAAAUAUCUAGGAGCUUAGAUCGGUAAAUUACACGGUAAAGUUAAUAGUAAGAAAAAACGUCUACUUAAGAACCAUGUACAUAGAGUAUUUUGCAGCGGUGAUCUUGCAAUGAAACUAACUUCCGUCAUCGUGGAACGAGCGGUUCCGGCGUGUGACCAAGAGGAAGUUGGUUUCAGGAUUUUCUUAUAUCUACGAACGAUCCAGCAAGAUCGAGGACGCGUGGACCGUAGAAUUCGAACCAGCAGCGUACACGUUCGACAUCCACGGUCCACGUUUUAAAGAGUGUCGUUUGGCAUUUAAAUAUGGCGUUGUUAAGUGCUCGAGAUUGCGAGAAAUCUUCGCGAAUAUUCCGUUACGAGGAAAGUGUGCGAUCGAUGUAAUCCGAGGAUUCGAUGUUCUACGUGAAUUUUCUUGUUGAACGCGACUCGUUCAAGAGGGCAGUGUGUCGUUCAGAGUCGAACAGAAUUUCAUGAACGAAUCUCCAUGUACGCUCCUUGCUGCGAAUGAUUCAACACAGUUUGGAAGUCGUCGAGUACAGUAAUAUCUCGUGCAAUAUACUCUAACUUGUGCUUGACAAUGAUUGCUUUGGAGAAACUAGUUAAUCGAACUUACGAUAUCUUCAUAAUUUUAUAUAAUAAUAUGAUUAAUUAUAAUAAACGUAGAAACAAGUGGCUCAUGCUCGAAUCGAUCGCACGUGUUCCUUUUUAUACGCCGGUUCAUCGAUCGACGUAUUGGCGCAGGGCCAUUUGUCAUCAUAGUCAUUCUGUGUACUUAGUUGUUGUUCCUUGGUAGGCAGUUCACGUAAAAGACGGUGAAAAUUCAUAAGACACAAGCGGCUGAAUGUUAUAUACAUGUUCGCUAAUUUCUGAACGAAGAGAGAUUGUUCAGUGAAAGAGAAGCGUACGCCAGUGGGUCAACAAGGGAGGCACGAUAAUGAACUUUUUUUUUUUUUAAUAUUAAUACUGGUUAAUGCAGACGAUGAUUUCAAUCCUGUGUAUUUAUAAUUAGGAACUGAACAUCCGAGGUGAACUAAGAUUUCACAGAAAAAUUUCCUUGCAGAGUUUCAGGAUUCCUCUCAAGCAACGAUAAAACGUAUAAUAAUCGACGCGCUUUCGAGAGUUAAGGAUUAAUUUCCGCGUGUGACACAACACGCGCGAAUCUCGAAGGCGGAUCGAUGAUAAUAGUAGAAAAGACCUUGGUCACGAUGGCAUUUUAUGGAAGAAAUAUCGCAGAAAAAAACAAAAAGAACGGCGGUAAACGAUAUAUAUUCAGUCGUGUUAGAAAUCGAUUGUCCAACGAUUAACAUAGCACAUACGAUGAAAAUCAUCGCUUCAUUACAGUUCGUCUCGUAAUAAAAAAAAAAAAAAAAAAAAAAAA
Messenger RNA from Bombus pyrosoma, 6870 nucleotides. It is a transcript of the gene Ttc26, whose product is annotated as intraflagellar transport protein 56. The transcript is spliced from 7 exons. Gene Ontology annotation, molecular function: protein binding; intraciliary transport particle B binding. Gene Ontology annotation, biological process: intraciliary anterograde transport; intraciliary transport involved in cilium assembly. Lineage: Eukaryota; Metazoa; Arthropoda; Insecta; Hymenoptera; Apidae. Gene Ontology annotation, cellular component: ciliary base; ciliary basal body; intraciliary transport particle B. The record is from RefSeq and is a predicted model, not a curated record. The annotation marks the transcript as partial.